Messenger RNA from Scophthalmus maximus (turbot), 11868 nucleotides. RefSeq names its product zinc finger protein 462 (gene znf462). Gene Ontology annotation, cellular component: nucleus. The record is from RefSeq and is a predicted model, not a curated record. The transcript is spliced from 13 exons. NCBI's taxonomy places the organism in Eukaryota, Metazoa, Chordata, Actinopteri, Pleuronectiformes, Scophthalmidae. Bases 547 to 8112 code for a protein of 2521 amino acids. Gene Ontology annotation, biological process: regulation of gene expression.
UCUAUCUGUGUUCUUGUAUGUCUGUGCGGUUGAAGUGUGGAGCAGCAUCACCACCACCACCAAAGUGAACUGCAGAUAACCCCAUGACGUGGCAGACACAGUAUGGAAAGCCUAUAUAAAAUUCACGGAGCCGGCGUGAAUGUGCCGCUGGUCUGCGCCGCGGACGAGGCUUUGCGGCUCUCUCCCGACCUCGGCGCGGAUGAAGGAUGAGCUUCUCAGACGCAGACGUUGUCCAUCCCGCCGAUGCGCCCUCGUCUCAUCGCAAACUCUUGUGCACCCUCUGGUGCUUGCUAGUCUCCCAAACUUCUUUGUGCAGCCUGCUUUGCAGAUUGUCUUCCUUGUCUGUGUGGUUGCUCAUUAUUCAGAGACAGACGGAUCUCAGGUCAUCUGCAGCUGCAGCAGAGGAGAAGCAGGAAAGAUGGCGAUCAUCCAUUAGACCGACCGGGCGCACGCAUGAAAUACGAGGACAACUUUCGGGAGGAUCGCUCGAGGAGAAGACUGUACCAGUUUCCCUGAUUUUCCAGGGAGUGCUCCCUCUCUUUAGUGAUGGAGGUAUUGCAGUGUGAUGGCUGUGACUUCCGUGCCGAGUCAUAUGAUGACUUGAAAACCCACAUUCAAGAAGUGCACACUGCUUUCCUGCAGCCUGCAGAUGCAGAUGAGUCGGACUCUCUCAAGGACGAGGAGGAAGACGAGGAGGAAAAUGAGGAAUUUGGGGAUAACGAUGACAAGGAUUAUACACCUUCUAAAGCUGGAAUGAGUCCCAACUCUGCUGACGGUUCCAACCAAACGUUACACAAGCCGACAGCUGAAACCCAUCUGCCGUUUUACCAGUGCAAGUUCUGUGUCCGUUACUUCAGAUCAAAGUCAUUCUUAAGAAAUCACACCAAAAAAGUGCAUAAUGUUGUCGAGGGGGACUCGGAUGAAAGCAUCUCCUCACAGACCGCUAAGCAGCCCAGCUACACCGUUAUAAUGCACAAUGACCAUUCAAAGGUGUAUUCCUGUCAGCACUGCACAUACAAGUCUCCACGCAGAGCAAGGAUGAUGAAACACCAGCUAAUGUAUCAUAGCAAAGUUCCCUUAGAGAACGCGGCAGAUCCGUCAGAAUAUGCUGAGACGGCAGAGCGGUCUGACUCAGCCAGGACACUCGUGAAGGGAACAUUUGCAUGUGAAUGGUGUGACUAUCAAACAGACCAGAAGGACAGCUGGACUAACCAUGUGGUGAAGGAGCACAGCGACAAGGUCAAGAUAGUGUCCUCCGUUGCAGAGCUGGAAGGGGAAGAAAGCGGAAGCUCACCCAGACCAGAUUCUCCCUCCUCUCCCCAUAGCCCGACUCGAUCUAAGAUGGGUUUUGCCAGUGUUUGUGAAAUGGAGGGGGAGACGGGGGGGAAAACGCCGGAAAAAACAUUGGAGAAGACAGUCCCAGAAAUCCCAUCCUUUCACUAUGCACAGAUGAGUGCAGUAACACCCAACAGCACGGGCUCCUCUAUUUUGUCCAAGAGGUUUGCUUCAGCUGAUGCCUCCAACAGUGUCAUAGACAUGGUUACCAACUUACUCAAUGAGGAAGACUCUAGGAGCAGCUUGGAGGAUGACGACGAAGAAGAGUUGGGCGAUAUAGACGAUCCCAGCUACACUGGAACCCUGUCAGCAGAUGCAAAGCAGCUUUUAACCGAUGAGGAUAACAAAUUACUGGAGACGAAAGGAAUACCUUUCAGAAAGUACAUGAACCGCUUUCAGUGCCCCUUCUGCUCCUUCCUCACCAUGCACAGGCGCAGCAUCUCCCGCCACAUCGAAAACAUUCACCUCUCUGGCAAAACCACAGUGUAUAAAUGCGAUGAAUGUCCGUUUAUUUGCACCAGCCCUCUUAAACUAGGCACGCACAAGCAGAGCCACAACUCCUCAGAUUUAGAGACCAUGGACCUAACGAGUGAUAGUCCGGAACCUCACAAUGACAAAGCCGAAGAGCCAGUCAAUGGGGGCAACGUAAGCUCCAAAGUCAAUGGAAAAAAGAUGACCAGCACGCCAAACGACCAGCAGAACCCUCAUCGCUGCACACUCUGCAGCUUUUCCACCACCACUCUGAAAGGCCUGAGGGUUCACCAGCAGCAUAAGCAUUCAUACUGUGAUGACCUAGAUCCCUCUGUCUUCGAAAGCCAGCUGACUGACCAGCCAGACUCUGAAGUGGACGCUUCUCCAAUCUUUCUACAAAAAACCCAGACCUCCAUUUUAGGACUUGCCACCAAAAAGCCCCUUGUAACAGGGAAAAGAGCCAGGAAGUCCAUUAAUGACUUGCCUUUGGACUUAUCCUCAGUCAAGAAGAGAACACGAAUUGAUGAGAUUGCCAGUAACCUUCAAAGCAAAAUAAGCCAAAGCCAACAGGACAUGGUCAUAAAUCUGGAUGACAUGGAUGAUGAAGAAGCAGGAGAAAAUCACACCGGUGCUGAUAAAGAAGGCAGGAACCCAGUUUUUGCCUACAACACACUUAAUGCAAGAGAAUCGUCGAUCUCUCACGAGGGAGGCAGAAUAGGGAAAAGAAAAAGCAACCCCAAGUCAAAACCCAGAAACAUUCCUAUAUCACUGACUCUCUCGGAUGAUAGUGAAAACAUCUCUGCGGAUCCCAGUGACAGUGCAGUGCAAGACAGCACUGAAUAUUCAGAGGAAACAGGAACUGCGCGUUUUUACUGUAAACACUGUGAUUACCACAACAAGUCAGCUCGUAGCGUCAGCACCCAUUACCAGAGGAUGCAUCCUUACAUCAAGUUCAGCUUUAAAUACAUUCUGGACCCCGAAGACCAGAGUGCAGUCUUCCGCUGCUUAGAGUGCUACAUUGAAUACACAAACUACAAUGAUCUACACCAACACUACAUGGAUCAUCAUCCUGAGGCAAGCAACGUGCUCAACUUCAACCAGCCACAUCUGUUAUACUUGUGCCGCUUUUGUUCAUAUACAAGCCCCAAUGUCAGGAGCCUAAUGCCCCAUUACCAAAGAAUGCAUCCCACCGUGAAAAUAAAUAAUGCCAUGAUCUUCUCCAGCUAUAUAGUGGAGCAGCCCCACAAAGCGGGGGAAUCGCAAACUCUGAGAGAAAUUUUAAACUCCGGCCCCAAGACUCUGAAUUCGGCCACAUCAACGCCCAGGUCCUCCUCCAGCCCCGUGCAGAAAACUGUUUCCAAGACCCCUGAAAGUGGCACCGAGGCGGACCCACUCAAAGAAGCUGUGGGUGGUAACGUUGUAGUCUACGAUUGCGACGUGUGUUCCUUUGCCAGCCCCAACAUGCACUCUGUUUUGGUCCACUACCAGAAGAAGCACCCAGAGCAAAAGGCGUCUUAUUUCCGUAUACAGAAAACCAUGAAGGUCAUGUCGGUGGAUCAGUCGCAGCCUGCAGCCAACUCUUCAUUUAACCUCAGUAUGUCUACGCCUCAGAAACAGUCGAGCGCAGCACUGUAUGGAUCAGAUGAAGAAAUGUACUACUGUAAGCAUUGUGUGUACAGCAACAGAUCUGUUGUUGGUGUGUUGGUCCAUUAUCAAAAAAGACACCCGGAAGUAAAAGUGACAGCAAAGUAUAUCAAACAUGGCGCCCCCACCCCUGGUUUGAUUAAAUUAAUGGAUGAACUGCAAAUCGCGGCUCCCAAACAAUUUUUGAAGCAAUUUCAGAAUAAUGGUCACGAUGGAUCGAACAAUUCGAGCCCUAAACAAGGCAGCGGUGAGAAAGGUGAGGAUGAGCUGUUCUUUUGUCAGCACUGUGAUUAUGGCAACCGCACCGUAAAAGGAGUGCUUAUUCAUUACCAGAAGAAGCACAGGGAAACCAAGGCCAACGCCGACCUUGUACGUCGUCACACUGCAGUAGUCCGGAGUCAGCGUGAGCGUGCGCAGAUGGUUCAGUCGGGUAGUGUCUCUUCUGCCGUGGUCCCUGCAGCUCCGGACCCUGAAAAUGCGACGCCCCUUCGUUCCCUCAAGUGCAGACACUGUUCAUACACGUCCCCCUAUGUCUAUGCCCUGAAGAAGCAUCUGAAGAAAGAGCACCCCACUGUGAAAGCCACAGCCAUGACAAUUUUACACUGGGCUUACCAAGAUGGCAUUCUGGAGGCUGGCUACCACUGUGAAUGGUGCAUUUACUCCCAUGCGGAACCCCAGGGCCUGCUGCUCCACUACCAAAGACGCCAUCCUGAGCACAAUGUCGAUUACACGUACAUGGCCAGCAAGCUGUGGGCUGGGCCAGAAACCACACAGCAACAGGGGGGCAAUAUGGAAUCUAAGCAUUACAAAUGUAGAGACUGUGCCUUCGAGGCCUGUACAAUAUGGGACAUCACCAGUCACUACCAGGCAGUCCACCCCUGGGCCAUCAAAGGGGAUGAAUCUGUGCUCUUGGAUAUCAUCAAAGGGAAUGGCUCAGCUGAAAAGAUCGACCAGCAGGUCGCCAAAGAACAUGCAUCUUUCAAUUUUCAGUCUGUUGAAGAUGAUGGGGCGCUGGCCAUCGCCAUCCAACAUCAGGAAAGCAGUCCCCAUCCUUCCCACCCACGUCUUUCCAUCUCUAACAAUCCUUAUCAGUGUACUGUAUGUCUGUCAGAGUACAACAGUCUCCAUGGCCUCCUCACUCACUAUGGAAAGAAGCACCCAGGCAUGAAAGUAAAAGCUGCUGAUUUUGCACAGGAGGCAGACAUUAACCCGAGUUCUGUGUAUAAAUGUCGUCACUGUCCAUACGUGAACUCUCGAAUCCACGGCGUCCUAACUCACUAUCAGAAAAGACACCCGUUAGUGAAAGUCACCGCAGAAGAUUUUGCAGAUGAUAUAGAGCAAAUGCCUGACUUAAAUGAAGGCGAUGACAAGUGCAAAACCCAGAGGCAGGGCUAUGGCGCGUACAGAUGCAAAAUGUGCCCGUACACACACGGGACACUGGAGAAACUCAAAAUUCAUUACGAGAAGUAUCACAAUCAGUCGGCCUCUGAUAUUUUCAUGCCUUCUCUGACAAAUUUCUCUUCCGGUAAAGACACUGAGCCAGUAGCUGAAUGCAGCGCUAGUAAUAUAUCAAGUACAGCAAAAGUCCAGGAGGUCAGUGAAUUGGACAUUGCCCUCUCCCAGUUACCCAUCAAUAAGACAGAAAAACAUGCUAUAUUCAACUGUCAGCUCUGCAAGUACUUCUGUUCCACCAGGAAAGGCAUCGCUCGACACUACCGCAUCAAGCACAACAAUGUCCGCGCUCAGCCGGAGGGUAAAAACAAUGUCUUCAAAUGUGCUCUGUGUUCAUACACAAAUCCGAUACGCAAAGGCCUGGCGGCGCACUACCAAAAGCGUCAUGACAUUGAUGCUUAUUAUACCCAUUGUCUGGCUGCUUCCAAGACUUUAACUGAAAAGCCCAACAAAGUGAUAGCACCCCCGAUAUCCGAAGGGGAGACCCCGGAAAUGAGCGAGGACCUGCGCUUGGCUGUGGACAGUCGGAGGUGUUCUCUUUGUGCCUUCCAGGCCUUCAGCAGGAAGAGCAUCGUCUCACAUUACAUCAAGCGCCACCCAGGUGUCUUCCCCAAGAAGCAGCAUUCUAGCAAGCUCGGUCGCUUCUUUACCGUUAUCUAUGCCAAAGAACCGGAGAAGAGUGACGCCAGCGCAGUGGCAGAGGAAGACAAGGAAGUGCUGGAGGUUCCGCUCGAACCCGAGCAGGACGGAGAGGACGACUGGCUGCCAUUCAAGUGUCUAAAAUGUUUCGGGUUGUCCUUCAGCACUGGCGAGCUGCUCUCUAUGCACUACAACGAACACCACAGCAAUGACUUGAAGAGGGACUUUGUGAUGUCACCCAGUCCUGGGGACGAGGACUCUGACUUGUACCAGUGUUCUCACUGUGAGCUGAAGUUCCUGGCUCUCCCACUCCUGGCCAGACAUCUGCUGAAUCACAACGAGGAGUUUCAGAAGAGGGCCAUGAGGCAGGAGAGGAGGAAGCAGCUCCUCAGCAAACAGAAAGCUGCGGAGCUACCUGACACCAAACCCGAGAAGGAGAGUCCCGUAAAUAACGCCCCCGUAGGAUUCAGGUGUAACUUCUGCAUAGAGGUGCACCCCACCCUCCGAGCCAUCUGCAACCACCUGAGGAAGCACGUCCAGUAUGGAGAGGUCAAAGAGGGACACGUCAAGCAGGAGGUCAGUGAGGUCCCCCUGACCUUGCCCUCAGAGAGCCUGACUAAUGGCGGCCUGGAGGGCGACGAAGCGGCUGACGCCGAUGGCCUGGAGGGACCGGAAGCUGCAACAAUGAGCCCAUCCUUGGUUUCCACAGCUUCUGGCGGUGUUGCCGUUGCCAUGGAGACGGUUGAUCCAGAAACAGAUGCUGUUGAGGAAAGUGUGGAGGCCCUCGCGGCGGCCGCGGUGUCAGAGGACCAACUGAAGCAGCGGUUGGCGGCAGGGGGUCACCCCUGUGCCCAGUGCGACCGAGUCUUCAUGUCCAUGCAGGGACUGAGGUCCCACGAGAGGAGCCACUCAGCCAUGGCCUUGUUCAGCAGAGAGGACAAAUACAGCUGCCAGUACUGCCAGUUCGUCUCACCCUUCAGGCACAAUCUGGACAGACAUGUGCAGUCUCACCAUGGGCACCACAAGCCCUUCAAGUGCAAGCUCUGCCCCUUUAAAUCUGCCUACGUGAGUCGCUUGAAGAGCCACCUGCAUAAGGCACACACAGGCGAGCAGCACACAUACAAAUGCUUGUCGUGCCCCUUCUCCUCCAUGACCAUCAGCCUGCUGAAGGAGCACUCACUGAGGGACCACGGCGAGGCCCUGACCCUCCCCAAACUCCGGGCUGCUACCCAGGCUGCUCACGCCUCCCUCAGGCCCUCCCGGCUGCCCGGCAACACAGAGCAGACUCCUCUGGCCUCAGAUGAUCCGUCGUACCUGGAGCCGGCCGACGUUCGUCAGCAGCUCAGUCAUUACCAGCUCGCCUCCCGCAGCCAAUUGUCCUCCGGCUCAACGGGGACGGACAAUCGGCCAGACGGAGUCCUCACCUGUGAGUUCUGCGAGUUCAGCUCCGGAUACAUGCAGAGCCUUCGCCGGCACUACAGGGACCGCCACGGUGGCAAGAAGCUCUUCAAGUGCAAAGACUGUUCCUUUUUUACCUGCUACAAGAACAGCUUCAACAUGCACGUGGAGGCUGGUCACAACAACAAUGCACCUGAGGAUCUCCCCAAAGACCUGCGCUGCCCCCUCUGCCUCUACCACACCAAACACAAGAGCAAUAUGAUCGACCACAUUGUCCUGCACAGAGAGGAGCGAGUGGCUCCGCUGGAGGUCAGCCGCUCCAAGCUGUCACGCCACCUUCAGGGCCUGGUGUUCCGUUGCCACAAAUGCACCUUCACAUGCUCCAGCGACCAGGCCCUGCAGCUGCACCUGCAGAAGCACGCUGAGAUCAAGCCUUACCAGUGCCAGCUCUGCUAUUAUGACAGCAGUCAGCGGAGUCAGCUCGAGGAGCAUCUCCGCCUUGAGCACAAGGUUAUCCGCAACUUCGAGCUGAUGGGCCGGGUCAACCUGGACCAGCUGGAGAUGAUAAAGGAACGAGGGAGCAGCGCAGAGGAGGAAGAGGAGAGAGAAAUGAUGCUGAUGGUAGCAGAUGGAAAAGUAAAUGCAGAGGAGGAGGAGGAGGACGAUGACGACAACGACGACGGAGGAAUGGCAAUUAUGGAAAAUUUAGCGGAUGAACAGAGGGAGAUGGACGAUGAAGAGGACCACAUCAAAGAGGAAGAGGAAGAAGAGGAAGUUAAAGGGGUGCUGGAUGAAAGGCCGGGCCUUCAAGAGGUCCUUGCAUCUCCUACCAGCAGCAGCAGCAACAGCAGCUCCGGGCCGAGUGGUGCUGAGAAGCGUCUUCCCUGCGAGUUCUGUGGACGCUGCUUCACCAACAGCCUCGAGUGGGAACGACAUGUCCUUCGACAUGGCAUGACGGUUAACAACAGUCAGAUGGACACCAGCACAACCUCAGCAAUAGAGGCCUCAGCAUCCUCUUCCACUGGCUCCUCUGUCUUGAUGGACACAGGGCUGGACCUGUCCAGCAACAUGAAUGACGAAGGGAACACUGCUGAUCUAACACUGAGAAGUCAAAGCCAGUAUAUGGAGGACAAAGAAAUGCUUGACACCAAAAAGGAUCAACAAUUUGGUUGAGAAGAUUGUGGCCUCUUGGGAAAACAUUGGGUAGGAUCAACACUGAGUUGGCUCUUAAAAUUGAAAGUCAAAGGAAAUGAAAACAUUGAAAUGGAAAAAAAAGUGACUUCUUAAGAGUUGGAACAUUAUUAGAUUUUAGACGUUACAUAUAUAAGUAUUAGGUUGUGCUGCAUAAAAUGACUGAGCUCUUUAAAUGAGCGGUCCCCUAGGACAGAUCUUAAUAUAUUGGUAACCAAUAGUGAACAGAACUCUUUAUUGCUGACAUUCUGGUCAAAUCUACAGUGAAAGAUCCCACCUAGAUGAAAUUAAACUAUUUAUAAAGAAUUUUGUCCAAAACAAUUAAACUAAAUUUAAUCAUUUUAUUAUUGAAAGCACCUUUUACCCCCCCCCCCCUCCCCCGCCCCCCCGCCCACUCAAAACAGGGUUACUGUAAAUUUGCCUAGAAGAAAGAAACAAGAUAUGAAAGCAUUUACAACCGUGGCCCCAACUGUCUUUUAUUGUUUCUUGUUGAAAUUUGAGACUUUUUUCAUCUUAGCCUUGUGUUAAAUGUGUAGAAGUAUUCCUGGAGGAAGAGUCGCACCUUAUGUAUUUUAGCAAAAUGACAGAUCACGCUUUAUUCAUUCGUAGAAUUACUGACAAUUUCCCCUAAUGUUUGUAGCAAAUUGCUAUAUUUUAGGUCCCUUAAUAUUAUACUACGUAUAAGCCUUCAGCCUGUGGCACCCUUCAAAUUUUAAUGUACAAUUUCAUUGUCCAGUAAUUUCACCAUAAAAAGAAAGUGUGGGGGGGAAUGGUAAUAGUUUAAAUGUCCUUUACCUGGUCAUGCUGUUUGUGAUCCAGGUUACCAAUUGUCCCAGUUAACCUGCACUGUUUGCAGAUCAAAUGAUAUGUUCAACGUAGUUAUGUUGAGCCCUUUUGAGCAGGGAGUCCGUUAAGGGGUAUCCUGGAACAUAAACGCAGGUCUUAACAGUAGUGGCAUCUUGACCAAGAGACAGAGAUUACACUUGUCUUUUCAGUGCAAAGUAUUGGAUGUGAUUGGAUGUGCCAGAAUCCAGCUCUUUCCACAGCUCUUUCUACUUUUUAAUGAGGGAUGGUUUAGACAUCUCUCAGCGAUCCGCCCAGUGUGAUCCUGUGGGCGAUCGGAUUGCACCAUGUCUGAGUGCUGAAGCCAGCGUGCAAGUGCCUUAAAAUGUGGCCCCAUCAUGGUUUUAACUGCUUUAAGAAAACAAGUCAUUGGCUAGGAAGUAACAAAGAAAAUGCCCAACUUUUCUCUCAACAUAAAAAGUCAGAAUUUGUUCCCAUAAGAAUUUAUGGCCUGAACAAUUUUCAUCUUAAUGUGUGUCGUGUAGCUUUGUUAUCUAAUUAAGAUCAGAUCAGAUUAAACUUUAAUGUAACAACAAAACGCUGUCUAGCAUGUACCCAGAUUAGAGCAAAAACAAUGUUGAGGUCGAAAAAAAAAUAUUCAUGAGAAAAUAUGUCAGUGCCAGUGGAGGUGAAAUUUGUUAAUUUGUUAUACUCAAAUAAUUGAAAAAGUUUAUUGGACUUUAUUGGAGCUUCUAUCAAAUUAAACCUUCACGAGGUAACGGGGAGUUGUUCAGGAAAACAGUUAGUGAUGUUUUUUUUAUGUUGUUUUUUGAUUCUUCAUUGGUAUGCUUGUUUGUUAUCCGAUGAUGUGAGCACCACAAAUGAAAAUCCAUGCUAAAAUGGGUCUGUCUAUAGCCAUGUUUCGCGUGACUGCGUCAGGUGUCUCGCUCCUCCGCAGUCAGCACAGGUGAUUGAUUACCUCAACUCCAUUCAGGUUCCCCCACCGUGUCCAUAUUUGGAUCUCCGGGCUCUAAAUGACUGACAAGCUGGCAGCGAGCAACGAGGCAAACUCUCAAAUCUCGACAUCAAAAUGUCCCUUUAGAAACGCACGGCUGACGCCACAGACAUGGCCGUGUUUUUCACGCACAGUCACUACUACUGUACUACACACUGAAAAGACAAGUUGAAGAAAGUCGAAAGGCCAUAAAACCAUUUGUUUCCACAUAUAUAGAGUUUAUGUGCCACUGGGACUGUAUGUUGAAGACUGACUUCUCGAAGGUGUCAAAUCCCCACCCCCCCCCCCCCCCCCCCCUCCCCAACUUAAACCCCUUUAAAUUCUCACCCUGUGUUGACACAACUGUCGUAGCCUGCAUUUGUGUGCUUCAUUUUAGACAAAGUCAUCAUGUGUGUUGAUAUUGACAAAAGGCAGAGAUUGUAUUUGCUGGAUUUGCUGCUUGAAUGCCCUAAAGCCUUAUGAGACGCGAAGAGCAAUUAAGUCAAAUUUAUAUCCAAUUCCAAUAAGCAACUUAAACAGUCUGAGAUAAAUUGACUGCUACUAUCAAAUUAGUAAGAGGAACGCAGUUGAUCUAAUUGUGUUCUUGGUACCAAAAUAUUUACCAAGCCUGCUGUUUUUGCUGCUGUGAUUGUCUUUCCGGAGCAUUGAAACUUUGAUGGAAAUGGGAAAUCUGGGUUUGCACCGUAGACUUAUAGCAUUAGAGUUCUAUGGGGGGAUCCCAGAUAAACUACAUGUCUGCAGCCAUGUAUAGAAAAACAAAACUACUCGUUAAGUGUUUGAACUGUGGUGUUUCAGAGAGGAUACUUUGACCCCUUUUUUUCCUUUAGGUGUACUUACUUUUAAAAAAAGAAAAAGAAAAAAAGAAAUCUAAAGAUGAUAGAUAACCCUUAGGGGCUUUUUGAGUCCCGAAUCCAACAUUAUUACGCUGUUGUACAAUGUCUGGUUGCAAUGAAAAAUAUCUCCCUUUUUUGUACUGUAAUGGGAAACGAGCAGAUGAGGAGAGCUGUGUGGUUGUACAAUAUUUAAACACAUGAAGGAAAACGAUGCAGUUCUCUUUAGAUUAAUAGCCAGUGCUUUUAUUUUGAAAAAGAGAAUCGUGGCAAUGUAAGAGACGAGAAAAAAUGUGUUCCUUUGGGAGCAUUUUCUUCCAACUGCUUGGUCUUCUUCUGGGCUUGGCCACCGUCUGAGUCGACAGUCAACCUAUACAUCCCUCAGAAAUCUAGCAUACCCAUGUCUAAUGUAAAAUCUGACACUCCAGUCUCUUUUAUCCAUGGCCUGUAAGGGCAUCAGCUUGUUCAAAGGAGGCCAACACUUAGUCAACAACAAGCGGGACUGCAGCAGCCACAUUCUGCUCCUCUGUCCUUUUCUAAUAACUUCAAAACCGGUUCAGUUGGUGCUGAAUCUCAAAGACCUUUUUUUCUGUUUUACAGGACCAGCUUGUAGCUCUUUGAAAGUAAAACUGUUUGAAAACUGUUGUUGUAGUAAUAAGCUUUGUAAGGCAGCUUGAAAGCUCAGUGUAAACCGGAAGACAAACUGGUGCAGUCUGGGUGAUGAAGCCGUCGACCCAAAAUUAUCUGUUGUUCUGUGAUCAUUUUAAUAGGAAAUGACUAUGAAUCCCUCACUGUGUGCAGUCCAUAGACUGCAAUGUCCCCAGUUUACCCAAAGUUGAACCCCUGCUGACGACACACUGGAUACUUGUAUAUAUGUUUAGUUUGUUUCUGAUGCAUUUCUCUUUUCAGACUGUUGUCUCCAUAGUUUGACACUAGAAUCUCUCCUUCUUGCCUUUCUUCCCAUAUAAAUCUGAUUACCUGAUGGUGGGUUGUGAUGUUGCCUAGAAUGAUUGUUUACAAUUUUAUUCCAUUUAUCUCUGGAUAUUCUGUAAAUAUUGUAAUUCAUUGUCUUUUUUUAACUUGAUAAUAAAGUUAUCAGAUAAUGGUUGA